AAAAUAUAGUCUAUUUCCAUCUUCCCUAACCUAAUAUUUUCUCUAACAAAAAAAAUGAAUCUGGUUGUUUCCAUGGCAAUUCUUAUGAUGGGGACUUGUGGCCAACUUGAUUUUGUUGCAUCUAUGGAUUUUGAUCUGAUUUCAAUGGCUUGCCUGGAGAAAUGGAGUUGUUGUUACCACCUUCGUCUUACAGAUCUACCAGAAUGGAGGAGGGUAAGAUCAACGAUCAAAAAAAGAACGAUCCAAAAGAAGAGAGCAUUGAGGUUCCAGAAAUUGCUGAUGAGCAGCAUCCUUUACCAGAAAUUGCAGAUGAGCAGCAUGCUAUACCGUCACCCCAACGCAUAUGGCCACCCCAACUGACUUUGGAGGAUGCAGAAAAGAGACUGAAAAGGCAGUCAAAAGCCGUUAGUUCAACAGUGCAAAAGAUGAUUAAGAGAGCCAAACGAGGCGUUGAUUCUUUUAGUAAGAACAUAAUAGAGAAAAAGGCAGGGAAGAAUAAGAAGAAAGAGGAUGAGGAUGAGGAUGAGGAUGAUGAUGAUGAAGACGGUGAUCAAUGGGAAUAUGAGUAUAAAUGCACAGACGAUGACCUCGAUGACAACAACAGUCCAGGCAACAACAACAGUCCCCCGGUCAGUGGUGACACAGGCGAAGCUGUAAUUGCCGUUUAGACUUUGAAGUUAUUGAAAAUUUUCUUUUAAUGUUUGAUUUUUAGACUAUAUGGGAUAUGGGAAGACAUGUAGAAGUUUAGCUGGAUAGCUGUUGGAGAGGGAUUCAAGGUGGCUGGCUUAGAAACACUCUAAUAUGGGAAAGAGAAGACACAUUCUCUGAAUAACUAAAUGUCCCGCAACUUUCUCAAUAUCAUCUCUGUAUGUUCACUGCAUUGUAAGAGAGGCAUGGAGUG
Messenger RNA from Solanum stenotomum, 901 nucleotides. RefSeq lists its product as uncharacterized. The transcript has 3 exons. NCBI's taxonomy places the organism in Eukaryota, Viridiplantae, Streptophyta, Magnoliopsida, Solanales, Solanaceae. The record is from RefSeq and is a predicted model, not a curated record. The coding region runs from base 162 to 668 and encodes 168 amino acids.